CUUCUUCCUUCUUCUCAAGGUUAGAAUACGCGCAGUCACAGAAGGAGAGAGAGAGAGAGAGAGAGAGAGAGAGAGAGAGAGAAAAGUGAGCCAUGGAGUUUGAGAAGAGAAAGGCAAGUGCACUUGCAGCCAUAGCAUCAGAAGAGACGGACAAGUCCCCCAAGGGCACAUUAGACACGCCCAUAAUACCUCUCAUCAGAGCCCUCAACCAACAUUCUUCUUACUUCACCACCAGCUCUUGCUCCGGCCGUAUCUCCAUCCUCUCUCAACCUUCCCAAACCACUUCUUCCACCUCCACCACCACCACCACCGCCAUUAAGAAGAAGAAAGCCAGAGGCGGCUCUUGGCUCUUCAUAACCCACGACCCCGCCGAUCCCGACUCGGUUGUCGACCUCCUCUUCGGAGCCGAAUCGACUCGCUCAGAGCAGCAGGGCGAGCUUGUUUUCAGGUUCGAACCCUUCAUACUCGCCGUCGAAUGCAAAGACAUCUCUUCUGCUCAGUCUCUGGUUUCCACCGCCAUUUCUUGCGGCUUUAGGGAAUCGGGCAUAACGAAUGUUCAGAAGCGUAUCAUAAUCGCUGUUAGAUGUUCUAUACGUCUGGAGGUGCCUCUGGGAGAGACUGGUCGGAUCAUGGUCUCGCCGGAGUAUGUUCCGUACCUCGUCGGAAUCGCGAAUGAGAAGAUGGAGAUGAAUAGGAAGAGAACUGAAGCUUUUCUCCAAGUGUUGCAGAGCCGUGGUCUUUCGGGACCUACACAGCCGGCACUGGAGAGUCAGAAAUAUACUUUGGCUAGUGAAGAUUGUGGUGUGGUUGAUGAACCGACUAUUGAUUCUGCCCAACUGAUGAUUGAAGACUGCAACGCGGCGAGUACAGAUGCGGAUACCCAAAUUGGGUUAUCAAGAGAUACUGGGUGCAGUAUUUCCGUGACCCAGGUAGUUAUUGUUGGGGAACCGGUUGAGAAGCUUUUUCUUUGGGGUCAUUCUGCCUGUACCUUAAAUAACACCAACCACACAAAGAUUUUAGUUUUUGGUGGCUUUGGAGGGUUGGGAAGACAUGCACGAAGAAAUGAAUCUUUAGUACUUGAACCAUUUUCCGGAAUAUUGAAUGCCAUAAAUGUUGAGGAACUUCCUUCUCCUCGCUUGGGUCACACAUCCUCGGUAAUUGGACAGUAUGUUUUCAUCAUUGGAGGCAGGGGUGAUCCUACAAAAAUUCUGGAUGAUGUUUGGGUUCUUGAUACGGAUAAAAAUAAAUGGACGUUGCUAGAAUGUAACGGCAAUAUGUUCUAUCCUAGGCAGAGGCAUGCAGCAGCAGCUGUAGGCUCAAAAAUUUAUGUAUUUGGUGGCCUUAAUAAUGAAGUGAUCUGUUCUUCCAUGCAUAUCCUUGACAUGGAGAAUUCAAGGUGGAGCGACAUAAGUAUCUCGGGGGAAUGGCCAUGUGCCCGUCAUUCCCAUUCAUUGGUUGCAAAAGGGUCUCAACUGUUUAUGUUUGGAGGAUACGAUGGGGAAAAACCACUAGGUGACCUUUACAGUUUUGAUACUAAAACAUGUCUGUGGAAAAAGGAGAAGACAGCAGGGAGAGCCCCACAUUCAAGGUUCUCACAUUCUAUGUUUGUCUAUAAGAACUAUCUUGGCAUUAUUGGGGGCUGUCCUGUGAGACAGCAUUAUCAAGAGGUAGCAUUACUUGAUCUCCACUCCCGUCUUUGGAAAUUUGUGAUGCUUGACUCACUUGAAAAAUGCCUGUUUGUACGUAGCACAGUCAAUAUUGUUGGUGAUGAUCUUGUUGUGAUAGGUGGUGGUGCAUCAUGUUACGCCUUUGGAACAAGGUUUACUGAGCCUAUGAAAAUGAGUUUGCUCCCACUAAUAUCUCCUGAUAAUGUCAUCUUUCCUUCUGACUUGGAUGAAACGGCUAUCAAGCACCAGCCUGAAGAGGCAAUUGUGAAGAAUAAUGACUUCUUAGUUACUGGGAGAUUUCUAGGAACAAAAUUUACUGAAAAUUCGUACUCAAAUUAUGAGCCUGAUGUAGUUUCUGUGAGUUCUGAACUUCAGAUGGGUGCCAAGCAUUGGGUUCUUCAACUUGGAAGAAAAUAUGCUAAACUGGGGAAGGAUAUCCUGAAGAAAUUUGGAUGGCUAGAUCUUGGAAGAAAGGUUUAUUCAUGUGAAGAUGAACUGCUUAUUUGCCUACCUAUUACUGAAAAAUUCUGUGCCUUGUUUAAUGAAAAGGAACAUGAUCUAAGAGAUGCCCUUGGUAGUAAAGGUGGACUUCAUUCUGUCAUGCCAUCCACAGAAAAGGGGGUCCUAAUAAAUGAGUUGUCUUGCCCUAUGGCAUUGAAUUUUUUGUUAGCAUGUGGUGGUUCUAUACUAAAAGAUGAGGUGGUCCGCAUCAGAAAGUCUCCAAGAUCUCCACUAAAGAUAAUGAGUGAAGCAGUCAGCUAUUUGCUCAAGGACCGAGGCCUCCCACAACAUUUGUUAGAGCAGUUACCCAUCAGCUGCUUUAGGUGGGAGCGUCUUGGAGAUAUUGUUGUGCUUCCAGUAUCAUCCUUUAAGGAUCCAGCAUGGAAUUCAAUUGGGGAUGAACUUUGGUCCAUUGUUGCCAAAUCACUUGGUGCCCGUCGGCUUGCACGCCAAAGGUUUGGGACGAAGGAAGCUGCCAUGGAGGUGACUCAAAUCGAGUAACAUUAACCCCAAAGCUUUGAUCUUGUUGUGUGAAUCGAUCGAUUGCAGAUCUGGUCUCUGUUUAUCGCCUGAAGAAAACUCAAGAUUGGAAUAUUAGGUCUAAGUUCUUUGCUUGACAUCUGUGAGGGACAGAGCCGACAGAGCUGGUGAUGUAUUGAACCUGCAUGUGAUCUUCCAUGUACCUGGACCUUGUUUGAAGAGCUGGGUCGAGUUGAAGAUGACUGGCUGCCGUUGGUCUUGAGUUCCAUCGUGGCCUAAUGUUGAAGAAGACCUCAUAAAUUAGGUUUUACAUCCUUACUUUAUCAAAUUCCAGAUUUACCCCUUAUCUUCUCAAUUAACUUAUUUUACUUAGUUCCAAUUCUACCCCUCCCCAUCUUGUACGUUGUUUCCCUUUUGAGAAUUCCCCUUAUGUUUGAGUCAUCAUCUAUUUACCAUUUUGCCACCCUUUAUUAGAAACUUCAAGUUAUUCACAAUUUUUCCACUUUUCUUAAAAAAAAAUUCAGAAUAAGCCCUUAUAUUAAAGUUUUUAGUUCUAGAACUACCCCAGCUGUCAUAUAAUUAUUUCCAAGGCCUUGCUUGUUUCUGAAAUUACAAGAAUACCCUUCAACCAUUAAAUUUGAGAUUUUUAGUCAUUCUUGUGGGCCCUAAGCGAUCCGAUUUCAGUUCUUGGAAUCCGAAUCCGCAUCACUGAUACACACUGAUGCAUACCAAUACUUAAGAUACGUAUCUACAGAACCCAUUUCACUUUUGAAACAGAGUAUGUUCUCUUUGCUGGUGGUACUUAAGUUUCCAAAAUUUGAACAACUGCACAAUCGAUUUCCCUUUCAUUUCUUGGACUUGGGGUUUGAAUCAUUCACAGAAAAAUGAUUCAAAAUCUACAAUCAAACUGAUGUUUAGAGGUUUAAAGCAUAAAAAAUCAUCAAUUGAAGCUAAACAUAGCGCAAGAUAGGUAGAUUGAAAAAACUCAAUUUUUUUUGGCAAAUUUUUGUUCUUAAAUCUGUUUUUUUUUCUAUGUUUGAGUAGAUUUAGGUAAAACAAACUACUGCAUCAAUUUGUAUAUAGAUUUUGGGGGAAAAAAAAAAAAUUGAUACUGAGUAGGAAAAUUUAUAUACAUAUAUUGUAUGUCAGUAAUAUGGAAAAUACCUCAUCUUUUAUAACAAUUUGAAUUGAAUGUACUUGUCUCGUUAUAUGUUGUUUUCCAUUUUAGUGUUUGUAUAUGAUACAUCUUAUAUAUUGCUCAUAUAUAGUUUUUUUUCUCCAAGUGUGAAUUUCCAUGCAUAUCUUGACCAUUUCCAUACGUAUCUUGCGUAUAUCCGAUACGAUACGUCUUUUAAAAUACUCCUCUGAUGUGAUACCGAUGCUUUAAUCCUUGCUUGCAUCCAAUGAUGUUAUAGCCCUAGUGGUAAGUUAAUAAAAUACCAUUUUUCCACUUAAAUACAAGGCAUUGGUUUGGAAAAGUACGUUGGAGGAAGGAAAUUUAUCUUAUUCCCUUCUUGAGUAGCUCAUGCUGAUAUGGUGUCAUCAAUUUUAGCUGGAGCUAUGACAUCGUCACCAGCGUUUAUAUGCAUGUAGUGAUGACGGUGUUGAAGACUGAGUAUUGGAAGUCAAGUUCCAAUCAUAGUCAUUUGAUGAAAAAUCUAUUUAAUGUGCUUCACAGAAAAAUGUCUUGAAAGGUGACAGCUUAACAGUGAGAAUUGGCAUAUUUUAGU
Macadamia integrifolia is the source of this 4378-nucleotide messenger RNA. Its product is annotated as tRNA wybutosine-synthesizing protein 2/3/4. The coding region runs from base 93 to 2669 and encodes 858 amino acids. The record is from RefSeq and is a predicted model, not a curated record. The transcript is spliced from 5 exons. Gene Ontology annotation, biological process: tRNA methylation. Lineage: Eukaryota; Viridiplantae; Streptophyta; Magnoliopsida; Proteales; Proteaceae. Gene Ontology annotation, cellular component: cytoplasm. Gene Ontology annotation, molecular function: tRNA methyltransferase activity; protein binding.